UUUAUGCCUUGUUGCGUUGUGUUGCGCUUGUGUUGUGAAAUCUGUAACAUAAAAAUGCAUUUUUUGCAACUUUCCAGUUACAUGUUCGAGUCUUACUAAUUUUAAGUGAAACAGGUUGUAGUUGGUCACUUUUAUGGGUUAUUUAAAAUCCGCUUUUUGCAUAAAAUCAUAUUGAUGUACCAGUAACAACAGCAUCUGACUUCGCGGCCGUAAGCAAUCGUCUGCAAUACUUUCUCUCCGAUGCGUUGAGAGUGGGUUGUUACUUAACACGGUUGUGUAAAGGGGACAAGCCUUCGAAUCACUAAUGAUAAUUCACAAACAGUGCCCGCUAAGAAUUCUUUAAGUGUAAGUGUGAUGUGCAUGAGUUUGUCGUAAUGGUGGAACGCGAAGGUAUGCGCCGUGGCGGAGGAGGAUGUGGUUGGGGAAGCGGGGUCUUCGGGAGAUGGUCUCUGCGACGAUUGCUUUUAGACAGCCCUUUAGUUGGCCGUAGACUUGCUCGUUCAGUUUUAGAUCAAGCAGACGGCAGGUCCGUGAAACUGAGUGGUGUUGACACACAAGCGAAGCCGGCUGCUGUGUAUAUAGAGGACGAGGAGGGUGACGUUCUAGACUGCCCGCUAUGUCUCUCCACGUUCAACGCCUCCACCAUGGUGAGACUCGCCUGGUGCUCACACCGCUGCUGCGAGUCAUGCCUACGCCAGUACUUAGCUAUAGAAAUCUUCGAGGCCAGAGUUCCGGUUAACUGCCCCGUCUGUCACGAGAGCAUGCAUCCGUCUGACGUGAGACGGAUAGUGGACAAUCAAGUCCUGUAUGACAAAUAUGAAGAGUUCUCUGUACGGAGAGCCCUUGCAGCUGACCCAGAUACCCGGUGGUGUCCAGCACCUGACUGCAGUUUCGCAGUGGUGGCUACCGGGUGUGCGUCGUGCCCCAAACUGACCUGCCUGGCUCCAGGUUGCGGCGCGUCCUUCUGUUACCACUGUAAGGCGGCGUGGCACCCCACGCAGACCUGUGACGCGGCGCGCAGAAGUCGUCAGCCACCCCCACGGGCGCCGCAGCCUUCGCACAACGAAAUGGAGCAUGGGGAAGUGAAACCAUGCCCCCGAUGUUCAGUGCUUAUAGUGAAAGUGGAGGAUGGCUCAUGUAAUCAUAUGGUGUGUUGUGUUUGCGGCGCCGAAUUCUGUUGGCUCUGUAUGAAGGAGGUCUCAGACUUACACUACCUUAGUCCUAGCGGUUGUACAUUCUGGGGCAAAAAGCCAUGGUCACGAAAAAAGAAGCUUCUUUGGCAACUUGGUACAUUAGCCGGCGCUCCACUAGGGAUAGCCGUGGUAGCAGGAGUGGCACUACCAGCGCUAUUAGUGGGACUACCACUUUGGGCGGGUAGACGCGCGCAUCGACGCCUGCGCAGAGCUAAACCGGCAAGGCGUAGAGCUGCUGUCGCCGCUGCCGUUGCUGCUGCGCUAAUAGUAUCACCAUUGGUGGCCGGAUUGGCAGUUGGUAUUGGAGUGCCAAUUCUCCUUUUCUACGUAUACGGCGUUGUCCCAGUGUCCUUAUGUCGGGCUGGAGGAUGUACCGCAGCUCCGUCCCACGCUGAAGAUGAAAGAGAACACGCCCUAGAUAUAGAUGCGUAUUCACGUCGGCUUGAACCAAGCAUAGGCGACGCAUCCCUCUCGGCCGGAUCCCAGCACGCAGAAGUCCGCGCGCCUUCACUGGCCGGACUGGCUGGCUCCCUCGCCUCUCACGACACGCACUCGCCAGCAGCUCAUCGCCUCGAAGUCACCGCCGAUAUCGCAGCAUCAGACAACACCAGCGCAGCCAGCUGGCCCGACGACCUUCCGUCGACCUCCACGCGAUCGGCGGCGAGGCUCAGAAGCCUCUUCCUCUACGGCUCCGCAGUUCCACCGCAGGACGUCGAAGCCGGAACUUCGCAACCAGUGAAACUAGAAAUGACACACUGCGAAAACGUCCCGGACUCGUAACGAAUAGCGUGAGCCGUUGGCUUUUAACUAGGACGGUUAAAUUGAUGACUUGGUAAGGAAUUAAAGUCGGAUCCUUGUGAUUUUUGGAUCGGGUUAGGUGAUCUCGAAGUCUGGUCUUGGCUGGUAGACAUAGCUUCCGCUAAUCCAAGGGUUUUUUGGAAAUCUUUUCGAUUUCGAUCGCAACAGAUAGCUUUUACUGGUUGUAAUGAGACAGUGAUCCUAGGUAAUUGAUAAUACUCGAAUUAGUUCGAAGUUGAGGAAUUGAUAACGCCUAAAGGUAAUCCGAAGGAUAAGACUGAUGUGUUAUUUUGAAUGUUUGAUUCUCAGCCAGAAAAUCAGAAUAUGCGAUGAUUUUUGCCAGAUUUUUCAUACACAAUUCGGAAUUUUUAUGUAUUUUCAAAUACACUAUAAAAAAUCUUCAAUGGUUGUAUGUGCCCGUGUUUAAUAAAUAAAUCUAUGUAUAUAAAGUACGGGUCUAGGGUGAUAAAAGCCGGUUUAAAAUGUAUGUAUGUCUGUUUCUCGUAGCUAAUAUAAAUAAGACAAUAAUAAAUGAUAUAAAUCAAAACAGCUGCUACAAACUUUUCAAGUGUAUGAUUCUUCCCUAAAUUAAAUUUCGACUAUUUCUGAGAUUUAUAUGGGCUGAACAUAAGGAAAAUUGUUUUAUUUUUAGAAUAAUUACCGUCCUGAAAUUGAUACAACAUCGAUUAUAUACUGUAAUGUAUCCUUAACUCAUACGAAUUAGGGUCAUAUUUGAUUGUACUAUCGGAAGAUCGAAGUUUUGUUAUAAUAUUUACAUAAAGACAAUGUAUUAUAUGUAAUUAAUGGUAAAUAUAAGAACCUUUCUGUGGAUCCCGAAAUGCGUCAAAAUAUCGUAUUCAUAUCACGUGUAAAUAGAACAGUGCUUUUGAUCUUAUAUGUACUAUGUGAAAUUAUUUUAAAGCUACUUUCUUUUUCACUAACGAGAUAAAUAAUACGACUGAAAAAUUUUAUUUUUUUAUUUAGCCAACAAUUCGUAUUCUCCAAAUCAAAAAUAUAUUAAAAAAUAAUUUUAUAAAUUGCAAUAACAACUAUCUAUUGAAAGAAGCUGAAGCAAAUCACAUGACGAGAUAUUUGGUUUAAAAAAUACGGGUUCAUGUAUUUCUUUGGACAGAAAUCAUCUUUACGGCGUCAACCGCACUCCGUGGUAAAAAGAUGGCGGCCAAUGAUAGCUGCUUCGCGCUUUUAGUGCAGUACUAUCUGAUAUUUGUGAUACUUUGAAUAAUUACUUAUAAAUGAUCUAAAUUAUUUAAUUUUUCACGUUUGUAGAUUACAGUUAAGCGAUAUUAUGUUAUGCCAAGUGUAAAAUACGAUUAAAGUGUAAUGAAAUAUA
This is a messenger RNA of Pieris brassicae (large cabbage white), 3342 nucleotides long. Its product is annotated as E3 ubiquitin-protein ligase RNF19A-like. The record is from RefSeq and is a predicted model, not a curated record. Gene Ontology annotation, cellular component: ubiquitin ligase complex; cytoplasm. Gene Ontology annotation, molecular function: ubiquitin protein ligase activity; zinc ion binding; ubiquitin conjugating enzyme binding. The transcript has 9 exons. Lineage: Eukaryota; Metazoa; Arthropoda; Insecta; Lepidoptera; Pieridae. Bases 375 to 1973 code for a protein of 532 amino acids. Gene Ontology annotation, biological process: ubiquitin-dependent protein catabolic process; protein polyubiquitination; positive regulation of proteasomal ubiquitin-dependent protein catabolic process.